AUGAGCAAACAAAAUAUUCUAUGGGUUGAUAACAAACUAAAGGGUCGCUUACCUUCUCAUAUUCGGAUGACAUUACCCUUACCCAUCUCUGAUGACGAUCUUUUACCGAGACGUAGUACCGCCAAAAGAGCUCAGAACAAGUUUCUCAUUUAUCGUAAAGCUCUAUUAAAUAAUCUUCUCAAACACAGAUACACGGAAUUCAAUCAGUGUGAAGCGGGCCAGCUCGCUAGCAAACAAUGGAAACAUGAACGUCCCGAAAUUAUUGCUGAAUGUACGAGACUUGCAAUUAGAGCGAAAGAGCUGUUCGAGCAAAAUAAAACCAAAAAAAAUCCUACACCAGAAGUUUUUGAAGCAAAUCAAAAUACGGAUAACUCUAAUUACCUCAUUGACUGUUUCUAUGAUGAGAUAUUCGAUCAAUAUUUUUGCUUAAAUGGUUAA
Molecule: messenger RNA, 438 nt
Organism: Ambispora leptoticha
Lineage: Eukaryota; Fungi; Glomeromycota; Glomeromycetes; Archaeosporales; Ambisporaceae
Source: the annotation of a GenBank genome assembly